This is a messenger RNA of Galleria mellonella (greater wax moth), 1765 nucleotides long. It is a transcript of the gene eIF4H1, whose product is annotated as eukaryotic translation initiation factor 4H. The transcript has 6 exons. Gene Ontology annotation, molecular function: RNA binding. NCBI's taxonomy places the organism in Eukaryota, Metazoa, Arthropoda, Insecta, Lepidoptera, Pyralidae. The record is from RefSeq and is a predicted model, not a curated record. Bases 106 to 993 code for a protein of 295 amino acids.
AAAAAAAUGUUGUUCCAAAAAAUAGAAGAUAUAGACAAUCGAUUGAUUUUGCAAUUUCCAAAAGUAUGUUCACGAACGCGUCUGUCGCAGCACUAGUUUCCAAACAUGGCAGGUCGUAGUGGCUUUGAUGAUGGUAAUCCCAGGGAUUUUGGUGGCGGUAGAAGGGCACUCGGAGGCCGUCCGCUGCCCACCGAGCCCCCAUACAAGGCUUAUGUCGGAAACUUACCUCCUGGAGUUAUUCAAGGCGACAUUAACAGAAUUUUCCCCGACCUAGCAAUAAAAAAUGUAAGGUUGGUGAUGGAUAAAGAAACAGAUAAAUUUAAAGGUUUCUGUUAUGUUGAAUUUGAAUGCCUUGAGGAUUUGAUUAAAGCAAUUGAAAUGAAUGGCGCUAUUAAUGUAGAAGGUAAUUUUAUAAAAAUUGAUGUUGCCGAAGAGAAAAGAAGUGACAGAGGAGGAGGCUUCGACCGCGGUCGAAGAGAUGGCAGAGAUGGACGAGACGGACGCGGAGGCGGGUUCCGGCAGGGCGGUGGCGGCGGCCGUGGUAUGUACGACCACUUCGACGGACUCGACCGCCGCGCGCCACGCCACCAGGGUGGAGGGUUCACACAUGAUCGCGAGCGAGGAGGCAAUGGGCCCGGCGGCGAACGGUGGGGAGACCGAGACAGUGGCCCGCGCGGCGACCGCGACUCGGGGCGUGGCUCUCGCGGGCCAUCAGAGGAGCCCCGCGGCGGCGACUGGGGCCGCAUGGGCCGCACGGGGCCCGGCGCACCCGCCACGAGGCCGCCCGGCGGGCCCGGAGCCGCCUCCGGCAGGCGUAACUUCGACGACAUGCCUCCCUCACGGCCCGACACAACGGGUAGACCAAAACUGAAAUUAGAGCCGCGGACUGUAAAAGAGCCAUUGAAUUCACUAGCAUCGACCAGUCAGGCGUCGUCAAUAUUCGGCGGCGCACGGCCGCGGGAAGAGCGGCUGAAAGAGCUCGCGGGCGAGUAGAGCCGCGCCGGCCAGCCCUUAAAUACCGCAUACUCUCAUUUCCCGCGUGUACAUGUAUCGUCCCGUCACCCAAUCGAUCCCAUCUGUGUGCCCCGAUAUUUAAAAGUGCAGACUAAAAUUGUAUAUGAACUUGAUGGAUUUUGUUAGGUUAUGAGGUUGUAAAUCAUUUUUAUGGUAUAUUUUCUUAGCUUUAUUAUAUGUAUUGCCGAUCGAGCAAUUUUUUUAGUAGGCGACCCAUUUUCGUCUCGAGUGCGAAAAUCGGCCGCUUGGUUGGUAACUGCAGUAUUUAAAUUGCUAGCAUUUGUUUGUCCGUUUUUAUAAUUAUCAGAGCUUGUGUGUAUUGUAUCGGCUUGCAUAAUAAAAAAACUUAUUCGCAAUUUAAAUACGGAAAUAUUUUUUGUUGGUAAUAAUACUGUUACAACUAAUGUAAUGCAAACAAUUAUUAUUUUUAUUUACUUAUGUGCACUCUAUUUCGCGAUUUUAAGAGCUUCGUAAAGAUUCUCUGUUGUAUUUGUUUAUCAUAUAUUGUUUAGUUUGAUAGGUCAUGGAAAAUAAUCACUGAAGGAGUAAUUAUGAAAGAUAAUUUAAGAGUUGAUAAUAUAAUGAUGUUGUUAUUACGGCGUCAUUAGUAAAAUUAACUUCCACGUACUUGGAUUUCUACUUUAUUAUUAGACAUUGUGUAAUGUAAUAAGUUACGUGGCAAAGAAAUAAAAAAAAAUCGCAAAAUUGUAACAGAAUAUAGAAAAAUAAAUAAAAAAUGAAUUCUUUGUAA